GGAACGUCAUUCGUCAUUGCCUCCCGCGAACUCCUCUACGCAGGCCUUUAAACCUCGUCAACGACCACAUCCCUUUUGCUUCUCCCUUCCAAUCCCAAAUACACCCCAAUACACAUUCGCACACGAAUCGACACGACAAACGAUGUCAUUCAGCAUUCCACUCCGCCAAGGGCCCGCGCGCCUGGCGCAGCGUCUCCCGCAACUAGCCCAACCCUUCCGCACGACAGCAACCAGAGCCUUCCACCAGGCCUCGUCGAAGUCAAGACCGACCGCCUCCGUCGCGACCGCAGCCCGUAAUGCCCUCCUCCGCGGCUCCUCGAGAACCUACAUGCAGCAAGCCGCACCCGGUGUCCAGGGCCAGGCGAGCCCUCUCCGCAAGCUGUUGGUCGGCGGCGCCAUCUUUGGCGGUACCCUCGUCGCCAUCAACGUCGUCUUCAACCGUGAGACCCGUGAUGAUGGCGGCAUGCCCGUCUACGAGCGCGAGUACCUCAACGAUACCUUCCUCCACACCGGUCUGGGCGUGGGUAUUAUUGCCCUCAGCGCGCGCCAGAUGAUUCAGUCUGGAUUUGUCUACAGGUUGAUGGUGACGAACCCCUGGGUCGUGGGUAUCGGUGGUCUGGCUCUCAGCUUCGGUACCAUGUAUGGUACCCGUGCCAUCUCUCCUGAUAACUACAUCCCCAAGUACGCCAUGUGGGCCGCCUUCAACGCAACCCAGGCCGCUAUGAUCGCUCCCCUCCUUACAAUGGUCCCCGGCGCCCUCCUCGCCCGCGCAGGUCUCUACACCGUCGCCAUGAUGGGUUCCCUUUCCAUCGUCGGUGCCACCGCCAAGCAGGACAAGUACCUCUACAUCGGCGGACCCCUCCUCGCCGGCCUCGGCGUCGUUGUCGCCUCCAGCUUCGCGCCCAUGCUGCUCCCCGUCACCGCCGUCCGCACCCUCGCCCUGACCGAGAGCAUCUCCCUGUACGGAGGUCUCGCCGUCUUUGGCGGCUUCACCCUCUACGACGUCCAGAAGAUCCUGCACCACGCUCGUCUUGCUGAGCGCGGUGUCAUUCGCAAGGAUGCUGUCAACGAGAGCAUUGCGCUUGAGCUUGACUUUAUCAACAUCUUUGUCCGCAUGGUGCAGAUUCUGACGAUGCAGCAGAACCGCAGGAAGUAGGCUAGUCGAGGGGGAGUAUGGCAUUCGUGGAGGAUAGGAUAAUGGGAUCCCGCCGGUGGGACGGUGUAUAUACACCCCACGGCGGGCAGAAAACAGAGGCUCGAGAACCCCUCUCAUGAUACGACUCCAAAGACGCCCACGGGCUCGGAGUUGGUUUUUUUGUUGUACAAUACCUGAAUAAAUAAAAUUCAUAAAUUCGGUC
This is a messenger RNA of Colletotrichum phormii, 1358 nucleotides long. RefSeq names its product bax inhibitor family protein. Gene Ontology annotation, cellular component: mitochondrial inner membrane. The record is from RefSeq and is a predicted model, not a curated record. The coding region runs from base 143 to 1156 and encodes 337 amino acids. The transcript is spliced from 2 exons. Lineage: Eukaryota; Fungi; Ascomycota; Sordariomycetes; Glomerellales; Glomerellaceae.